Molecule: messenger RNA, 1800 nt
Organism: Aspergillus terreus NIH2624
Lineage: Eukaryota; Fungi; Ascomycota; Eurotiomycetes; Eurotiales; Aspergillaceae
Product: polynucleotide adenylyltransferase
Exons: 8
Coding region: 1-1800 (599 amino acids)
Cellular component (GO): nucleus
Molecular function (GO): poly(A) RNA polymerase activity; RNA binding
Source: RefSeq, a predicted model, not a curated record
AUGGCAACGCCACCGGUCCGACAGUGGGGUGUGACCCCUCCUAUCUCUACUGUCUUGCCGACCCCAGAUGAACUCGCUGCGAAUGACGAUCUCAUCGCCGAACUGAAGCGGCAGAACAACUUUGAAAGUCCCGCAGAGACAGAGCAAAGGAAGGAAGUCCUCAAGCUCUUACAACGCGUCACGAUCGAGUUCGUCAAGGUGGUCAGCCGCAAGAAGGGAUUGUCGGAGGCGGCGGUGGAGGCAGCUGGAGGAAAGAUCUUCACCUAUGGAAGUUAUCGUCUUGGGGUUUAUGGCCCUGGAUCGGAUAUUGAUACAUUGGUGGUUGGACCAAAGCAGGUUUUGAUUGAUGACUUCUUCUCCGACUUCCCGCCCGUUCUUGAGAGAAUGGCCCCUCCAGGGGCUAUCGAAAAGAUGACUCCCGUUCCCGAUGCCUACGUUCCUAUUAUCAAGCUUGAGCUCUCUGGGAUCAGUAUCGAUCUGAUCUUUGCCCGUCUCAUCAUCCCUUCCAUCCCCAUCAACCUCGACUUGAAGAACAAUGACUAUCUGAGGGGCCUAGAUGAACGAGAAGUCCGAUCAUUGAACGGAACUCGGGUCACGGACGAGAUCUUGGAACUGGUACCGCAGCAGAAAACGUUCCGCCUUGCCUUGCGUGCGAUCAAGCUUUGGGCGCAGCGCCGUGCGAUCUACUCGAACAUUGUGGGCUUCCCGGGAGGUGUCGCUUGGGCUAUGCUUGUGGCCAGAGUGUGCCAGCUUUAUCCGCAGGCGACUGGUUCCGUUAUUGUCGGCAAGUUCUUUCGGAUCAUGAACAAGUGGGCCUGGCCUCAACCUGUGCUACUGAAGCCAAUUGAAGACGGGCCCCUUCAGAUCAAAGUUUGGAAUCCGAAGAUUUACCAUGGCGAUCGAUUUCACCUGAUGCCUAUCAUUACUCCGGCAUAUCCGUCGAUGUGUGCGACUCACAACGUUUCCAUGUCAACCAAAAAUGUCAUUCUUCGUGAACUUCAGCGCGGAGGUGACAUGGUGGACAAAAUCUUCAUGAAGCAGCUAACUUGGAACGAUCUGUUCGCGAGACACUCAUUCUUCACGAAGGAUUAUAAGUAUUACCUCCGUAUUACCGCCGCAAGCACCACCAAAGAGGCAGACUCGGUAUGGUCAGGUCUUGUGGAGUCCAAAAUUCGCCAUCUGGUUGGAGCGUUGGACAGGAAGCCAACUAUUGCCGUUGCCCAUCCCUUCCCUAAGGGAUUUGAGAGGAUUCAUGUUGUCUCCAAUGAACAGGAAGCGGAGGCUGUCAAGAAUGGUUCCACUGCGUACCAAGAUAAAGGACAGAAGACACAGAUGACGGACGAGACGAACGACCCUGCGCAUCAAGCGGCAGCACAGGACCAGAUCGAAAAACGUGAGGUGGCCGACACCGUCGAAGCGAAACCGAAAGGCGAAAGCUGGACGAUCUACACCACGACGUAUUACAUUGGUCUGGAGAUGAAGCCGCAGCCGCCAGGCCCGGGCAAGUCGUUGGAUAUCUCGGCCGAUGCCCAGAUAUUUAAAUCCACGUGCACCUCGUGGCCCGGAUACCAGCCUGGGAUCAACGACAUCACGAUCACCCAUGUUCGCAAUUUUGAUCUCCCCGACGAUGUUUUCCAGCCGGGCGAGACCCGACCGACCCGGCCGAAGAAGAAGGUCAUCAAGAAGACCGAAGCCACCGCCCAAAAACGCGGCAUCGAGUCAUUGGACGAGUCUUCGCUUCCGACUGCCAAACGCCAGGUUUCUUCGAACGGUAUUCAGAACACCGCGACGCCUGCAUGA